UUAGUUGUGCAUGGUGCACAUUUUGAGCCACGUGACAGUAACCUCGGUGUCCAGGUUCAGCAGUCUCACACCGGCUCUUUACACACUACAUGCACGAGCUGCAUUCAUCCGGGGGAAAAAACCGGCUGAUGCUUCCGUCUUUUUAACUGAACAUAUGGCGGCUUUUCAGAACAGACAACAAACGCUGUUUAGACAGCUUUCUUAAUUCUUUACCUAUAUCUCUCUCUAUAUAUAUAUAUGCAUUUAUCAUUUAUUUUUAAAUCUGAUGUUUUGGCACGAGAACGCGGCGAGAGAAGCCGACAUCACAAAGAUAAGAGAAAUGGGUUGCAAGCUAGACAUGUCAAAUCUGACAGAGGAUGAAGCAGAGCAUGUGCUAGAGGUGGUGCAGAGAGACAUGCAGCUGCGUAAGACAGAAGAGGCACGUCUUAGUGAGCUGAAACAGGAGCUGGAUCAGGAGGAGAGUCGAUGUGUUCUGCUGUCACGGCAGCGUGGCUUUAAUGAGCGUUGCUGCAUCCGCUGUUGCUCAUCCUUUGCCUUCUUUCUAAAGCCACGCCGCCGGUGCUUGGACUGUCGCUACAACGUCUGCAAGCGCUGCUGCUCGUAUUCUGAAACUGACAAGAGCUGGCUGUGCUCCGCCUGUGAGAAAAGCAGACUGCUGAAGACACAGUCUCUGGAGUGGUUCUACAGUAAUGUGAGAAGACGGUUUAAACGGUUUGGCAGUGCCAAAGUGCUGAAGAUGCUCUACAGGAGGCACGUUGGAGACCAGAGCAGCCAGGCUGAAUUUACAGAAGGAAGUAUAUAUUCUGAAAGCACAGAUGACAGUGUUUAUGAGAGUGACUCCACAUUCUACAAGCAUAUUGAAGAGCGGAGCAUGGCAGAGAGUAUCAGUGUGGCACUGCGUGUGGCAAAAGAGGCUAUAGAUGAGGCUAUUGCCAAGGCAGAGAAACAAACAGGCAAUCAGGAGAAGCUGAAAGAGGCUUCUUACUUACGGGACAACAAAGGGGAGCUGAUUGAAGAGCUCACCACCAUGAUUGUUCAGACAAUUAUCUGCAGGAAGAGAGAUCUAUCCGAAAUGCAUACAGAGUGUAAUUUGGAGACACCUGAUCCGAACAGUAAUAUGUGCCAAUCAGCCUUCUCACUUCUCACUAAUGAAAUACUGGCCCAGCAUGACAAUGCUGAGCAGAGUUCCAUGCUGUGCACACACGGGCUGAAAAGGGAUGAAAGUCCUGCUGUUGCUAACUGGAAUCAGAAUAAAGACUGGAUGGAAAACUCCUGUGCAUCAUCUAUGCUACAAAGUCCAGAUGGGAACUGGUUUGCUCUGCAGAGUACCCAAACAGCUCGGCUAAGCCUGCCGACCAAGCGAGAGAACCUGAUGUUUAGCGGCCUGGAGAAGGAAUCUGGUGUGAUCUCAGCCUAUGACGAAAUGGCCUAUGAUACUGAGUCAGACUCUGACGUUGCCUGGGAAGCUGCUAGGGUGGAGAUUCACAACAGACUGUCCUCCAGCAACCUGUUAAAUGACCAUAAUGCCACCAGCUCAUGCCUACCUAUACAAUUACCCACAAACAAUUCUGUUAAUCAACCCCAAAGUGACAGUGAUCAGACCAGCCCUGUGGCCCAAAUUUAUAAACCAUUUUUUCCUCUCCUGAAGAGAAAGGUUUCAUUGGAGGACAGGCACCUGUCCUCUUGCCAAUGUCACUGUGCUAUGGGUAUUACCGCAAACCCUGAAGCUGGAGAAAGUAGUGAGGAUGGUUUAGAAGACUACAGGGUCAAGAGGACACGAAGAAGGAGGAAAAAUAAGCGUGUGGUUACAGAGGGGAAGGUCUUGAAAGUGUGCAGUGGGGAAAUGCAAUCCUUAUCUGAACCUCGGGACUAUGGCAGGAAGCUACUGAAUUAUCUGUUGAAAUGCCAGAGGCAAAGUAUCUCCGAAAUGCCGAGUGAUGAGACUCUAAAUGCAGACACACCAGACUCUGUGACUCCAGACAUUUCGAAAUCUGGGGACUUGACUCCUGAUGCAUUUACAACCGAUGUAGAAGGCCGCAAUACUGGCCAUCAUGUUCUGAAUGCUGCUUCAGAUCAGCAUCUAAAAUCCAAACUGAGAGAACUGGCCAGUCAAGUCAGUAAUAGAGUAGAAGAGCCUGCAGAUGACAGACAUGAAGGGAGAGAGAAUGGAAAGAAUAAUAGAAUAAGGGAAGCCAUGUGUAAUAUGGAGAUAGAUGUAGACCAGGAAGAGAUUAAGGGAUGUGAAGAUGAAAUAGCAGACAACAGACUACCAGAUGUAGAAGACAAUGAGAUAAAGAACAAAACAUUGAGCGAUUUAGAAAACCUGAGCACAAAUAUGAAUGAUAAUUUGCACAAUGAAGUAUUGCAAAAGACAUUGGAAAAGCACACUUCAGUUGAAUUAAAUAGCACUAAUAUCACAGACUCAGAGGAGAAGAUUAAUAAUAGUGAAGACAAAGAAAAUGAUAUGACUGAGAGACUCCAGGUUGAGAGGAACGUUGAGCAGGGACUAAAAGACGGUUCGGAGAACCGAGGAAGAGAUUAUAGUGAGUCUGAAACUAUAAAAAAACAACACAGUGUAAAGAAUGAGGCACAUAUAGAAACAGAGGCCCAAAGUCUUUUGGAGAUAGACAGUCAAAGAGAGACACCUGUGGAGAGCUGUGAAGAAGGUGAAAACACAGAAAGUCAAGAGAGCAGGAAGCUGAAAAAAGACGGUGAACAUGCCGCUGAAAUUGAAAAAGACAGUGUAGAGAUUGUAGAAAGUAUAAAAAGAAUCAACACAGAGAAACAGAGACUAACAUACACUCAGGAUAAUGAUUUUGUUGAGGCAGGAGAUGACUUGGCAUAUGAGAUAAUGAUUAAAAAUGUAGAUAAGGGUUUGAAUAUUAUGGAAGAGGAAACAAAAGAACAUAUGUGCAGUACAGCAUACAACAUAUGUGACUGUACUGAAGAAUUGACAAAGGAGAAAAUUGUGGAAACACAGUAUGAACAAAAUCAGAUGACAUCAGAUAAUGUAACAGGAUUUUGUAAUGAGAGAAUGAACAGGGAUGAAGAAACACAAGUGAGUGAUAUGGAAAAUCAGAGCAGAGAAAGCUUAGUUGAGAAAUCAGAUGAACAUAGUUGUGUAGCAGAAGCAGAUCCAUGUAAUGACCACACACUCAAAGAUGUUCUGGGCUGCACUCCUUCUAGCCAAGAAGAGUUUCUCACACCAGAGGAAAUCUGCAAGGAUGUGCGCUUAGAAAAAGACCUUCAGUGUGUCUUCACUCUGUUACAACAGAAGUAUUCAGCUGCAUCUCUGCGCAGCAUCACCACCGAGGUACUGAAGGUCCUCAAUGCCACUGAAGAUCUUAUCCAGGGUGCCAUGGGUCUCAGCCCUUCAGAGUCCUGCGAUCGACCUGUUCUGCCUCCCCUUCAGAGCAAGAGAAUAGAUGAGCAGCUUUGCAGACUAGAGGAAAAUGUAUAUGUGGCUGCUAGUGCUGUUUUUGGACUGGAGGCCGAGCUAGGAGAUCUGGAAAUGUGUGCACGCAGCAUCAGCGGAGAAACUACAGAGGAAGAACUAUCUCAGCUGGAGGAACAGGUAGCCUCAGCUGCCGCUCAAGUACAACAGUCUGAGCUCCAGGUGUCAGACAUUGCAGCACGAAUUGCAGCUCUGAAAAAUGCUGGCCUUAAUGUUGCGCCACAGACACGCUUUGCCAAGCCACAAACCAUAGAUUCAUCUCGCCAGCACCGCCGACGCCUGCCAGCACCUCCAGUGCAAGGUAACAGCCGAAGCAUCAAACUGUUCCACGGGUAAAAAGACAGAAUGAGGGCCAGAGCUCAGAAAAACAUCACAUGUGCCUUUAAUCAGUGAACUACAGUGCCAAACAGCCUUUCCUGUUUACCGUAACUAAAAUCACUGCACUGUAAAACUGAUUCUGAUCACUAGAAGACUGGGAAAUACUCCACAAUGUGUACACCAUUAUUUUGAACCAAUGUACAUGUGAUCUAAUAUAAAUCUAAAAGGAAAAACCUGAAACAAAAUAAAAAAGUAAAGAAAAGCUCACAAUUCCACAAUAUGUGUAUAAUUCUAUAUUACUGUGGGUUAUUUAUUCACUAUGCAUGUAUACAAAUUACCAUCUUUUACAGUGUCUUACAAAAGUGAGUACACCCCCACCCCUCACAUUUCAGGAACCAUUUUAGUAUAUUUUCCAAAGGCACAAUACUAUAGAAAUGAAAC
Molecule: messenger RNA, 4213 nt
Organism: Silurus meridionalis
Lineage: Eukaryota; Metazoa; Chordata; Actinopteri; Siluriformes; Siluridae
Gene: myripa
Product: myosin VIIA and Rab interacting protein a
Exons: 17
Coding region: 266-3790 (1174 amino acids)
Biological process (GO): intracellular protein transport
Cellular component (GO): cortical actin cytoskeleton
Molecular function (GO): actin binding; small GTPase binding; myosin binding
Source: RefSeq, a predicted model, not a curated record